UCUUCGGUAAGAGUAAUUUUCAUGAUCGUAGAAUAUUACACUUCCAAAAAUUAAAAAUGAUGGACGAUUUGGCACCAAUUUCAGCUCAAGAAAGAGCUAAACGUUCAGUUUUUGUUGGUAAUAUCCCAUAUGAAGCUACAGAAGAAGCUUUAAAGGAGAUAUUUAUACAAGCAGGACCUGUUGUAAGCUUCAGGUUGGUAUAUGACAGAGAAACUGGUAAACCAAAAGGUUAUGGUUUCUGUGAGUACCAGGAUGUUGAGACUGCUCAAAGUGCGUUACGUAAUCUCAAUAAUACAGACUUUAAUGGACGACCUUUACGUGUGGGAGUUGCUGCUGGAGAAUCUAACAAAGAUGAAAUGGCUGGAAUGCAGCAAGCUCUUGGUGGACCAAUUCUUGAGAGUCCCUAUGGUGACCCAAUGGAACCGGAGAAAGCCCCAGAAGCUAUAUCUAAAGCUGUAGCCAGUCUUCCUCCAGAGCAAAUGUUUGAACUCAUGAAACAAAUGAAGCUGUGUAUACAAAACAACCCAACAGAGGCUCGAAACAUGUUGUUACAGAAUCCCCAGCUAGCGUAUGCACUGUUACAGGCACAGAUUGUCAUGAAAAUCGUUGACCCUCAAGUUGCUAUGGCUAUGUUACAUAGAGAUAGUUCCCAGGUACCACCAACAGGAAGUGCCGCUCCGACACCAGCUACAUCACAAGCCCCAAUGCAGCAGGCACCUGUUAUUCCACCACAGUCACAGCCAAAUAUGCCAGAUGCAUCUAUGAUGGGAGGUCCACGUGGGCUGGGUGGAUUGCUAGGUAAUAUUCCUGUAUCACAAGGUCCUGGUGGUCCUGCUGGAAUGAUGGGAGGCCCUCCAAGAGGUCCAGGAAUGAUGGGUGGUCCAGGACCCCAGGGUAUGGGAAAUAGACCACAACUCUUCCCUUAUUCAAGGUGGAAUGGGUGGGCCAGGUCCCCAGAACAUGGGUGGCCCUGGACCCAAGGAAUGGGAGGUCCAGGACCUCAAGGUAUGGGUGGUCCGGGUCCACAAGGUAUGGGAGGACCUGGGCAAGGACCACCACAGAGACCAGACUUCGGCAGAGGAUCCGCGGGACCAAGACUGAUAGGACAGGGGGAUACAAGAGGUAUGCCAGCUGGUCCAAGGCCAGGUAUGCCCACCAUCAAGUAUGGCACCUUCAGCAAUGCAGAACCUCAUG
Messenger RNA from Ruditapes philippinarum (Manila clam), 1194 nucleotides. Its product is annotated as cleavage stimulation factor subunit 2-like. Gene Ontology annotation, cellular component: mRNA cleavage and polyadenylation specificity factor complex. The record is from RefSeq and is a predicted model, not a curated record. The annotation marks the transcript as partial. The transcript is spliced from 9 exons. NCBI's taxonomy places the organism in Eukaryota, Metazoa, Mollusca, Bivalvia, Venerida, Veneridae. Gene Ontology annotation, molecular function: mRNA binding.